UUCAUUAUUUAAAAAUUUCCAACCUUUGGUAUGCAAUUAGUUAAUGUAUUGGACUUUUUUGCUAAACAUUGUUACUUAUUACUUCGCAUUUGUAUAUAUAGUUUUAUUUGCUUUUAUAAUGCUUUUAACAACUAGGUAUAAGCAAACUCGUAUUAUUUUCGAUUCUACGUGGGACUCAAAGCUUUAAUAGUGGACGUGGACACUGGACGACGCUGUAUAAGUGACCCUUAGAAUCAGUUUGCUAAAACUAUUUGCAUAAGAAAAAAAAUAUUUCGCAUUUCAGAUCUCUGCCAAACAUAAUCGAUUUCUUUAGUUCCAUAAAUGAUUUUACUUACUUAUGAUUAUAACGAAUGAGGCCAAUUUCAAAUGAGGUCGCAUUAUCUGUAAAAUUUGUGCUUAACUACUUAACGGAGAACAUCUCAUAUAAUUACACAAUUGUAUACAAUAAAUACAUAUAUGUCUUAAAGUGAAAUUAUUAUCUAAAAAAAAAUAUUUUUCCUUUUUUCUUAAUCACCCAGACAUUUUAAUGCGCUAAAGAACAAGAAUUAAUCAUUAAAUAUUUGAAAGUUAUGUAGUCAAUACAUAAAUAUGCUUAAUACGAAUGUUGAACUUUCAUUUUUAUACAGUUUAAAAAAAGCGUAUUUAUCUUCGCGAUAAGCAUUGAUAACCAGAAAUAAAUUUGCGAAUAGAACAAAUAUAUAUAAUGAGACUGCUCUUAAUUAACUUUGUAUAGCGGCAUACGUAGUUCAACAUGUAUAGCAAUUAAUUGUCCCACUGUUAAUAUUAUUAGUUCGAUGUCUCCUCUGCGCAAACAUUAAAUCUUGUUUGCAAACGUGUUUUAUUUUCAUCUACGGAGUAUGUUAACUGUGCGUACCCGAAUAUAUCGCAGAAUAAUCCUUCUGUUAAAUCCUGUUUUAAUUUCAAGUUGCUAAGCAAAUAAGGCAAACUUUGUUCUAUCAAUCACCAUGGACAAACCGACGAUUUUUAGCAAGGGCAAUGUUUCAACUGAAGGCAAGAACACCGACAAUUUAUUAAAAGAACAGAAUUCUGAGGCUCCAAUCCAUCAAAAUGGCAAAUCAUCCUCACAAUUGGGAACUUUGGCUGAUGGGCAUCAACCUAAAUUACCUUUGUACGCCAAGUCUUUGCGGGUUACCGUUUACCUGCUGAUUAAAGUGCUAAAUGUUGCUUAUGCUCCUGUGUUUUUAUAUCGGAUGUUUCAAACACGUAGUAAAUGCUCUCCUGUAACUGAUCCAAUUUUGCGAAUACCCGCUGUUGACUUGGCUAGAAAAAUUCGAAGAAAAGAGCUAUCUGCAGAAGAAGUCCUGAAAGCGUACAUAUCGAGAAUCAACGAAGUAAAUCCGAUGCUUAACGCUAUAGUAGAAUCUAGGUUUGAAGAAGCUUUGGAAGAUGCGAGACAAGUUGACGCCAAGGUUUCAGCGAAUAACUUUUUGGAAGAUGAAGCUGCAAUUGAGCAAGAUUAUCCAUUACUGG
Dendroctonus ponderosae (mountain pine beetle) is the source of this 1491-nucleotide messenger RNA. RefSeq names its product fatty-acid amide hydrolase 2-like. NCBI's taxonomy places the organism in Eukaryota, Metazoa, Arthropoda, Insecta, Coleoptera, Curculionidae. The record is from RefSeq and is a predicted model, not a curated record.